CAUGUACAAUAACAUUUACUGCACACAGACAGAAUCGAAAACAUUCUAGCAUUAUUUUUGCACAAUGGUAACUGCAACAAACCCACACUUUAGGAGUAAAAUUUCCACUCUUUUAGAAGAAUUGUUGACUGCAGCGGUGACAGAAUUAUGCGAGCUGUUUGACACGGAAUAUGCAGCUUUACGCUUGGAAUGUUCAAGAUGCAAACAUUCCGAAGACGCCAGAAGGCAAACGACGAUACAUUGUAGUUCUUCACAGAAUAUCAACACAUUCACCGUACGAAUCGAAGACCCUCCUAGGCGUAGUCAUGAAGGUGACUUCGAACGGGCUUCAAAUGGAGACAGAGGGGCUACCCAGACCAUACCACAGUGCAGCCAGUGGAGCAUGGCAGCUAAAAACAAACAGUGUGAACAUCCCAGCAAGGCAAUGGAUACCAACAUGGAAACGGUGUGUAUCAAACAAGAGGUUUUGGAAGAGUGUGAGCUUCAUGCAGAAGAACAGAGUGGACAGGAAGUCGGUUCUGAUAUCGCUUUGCCCGAUCCUGAUCCGGGUCAAGAUCUUGACGCGUCAUUGUCCCCCCAAGCGGAAUUAGACUGGUCCCCUGAUGCCCAGCUGUUCAUCCCAUCCAACAUCAACUGUGACAUUAAGCUGGAAUGUGGCAAUGGCCUAUCCAGCUCCACAAGUAGUGAUGAGGCGAACAGCUUCCAUGUUGGUAGUGCCGACUACUCCAGUGAACAACUGACAGACGAGGUGAACAGUUGCCAUCUUGGUAGGGGAGACUACCAGAGUAAACAGCAGAACAGCGGCCAUGUUGGUAAAGGAGACUUCCACAGUAAACAGAACAGCAUCCAUGGUGGUAGUGGAAACUACUAUAAUGAACAACACGACACGUGGCCCAGGGCGCCUGAGGUGCCCCGUGCGGCACAUCAUGCAGAGACCAUGCUACCCAGGAACUGUGGCAGGGAGCGGGUGCAGCGAGAGGAGGUGCAAAGGCAGGCGGCUCAAACACGCCUGCACACUUCACCUGGUGGGCAAAACAGACAGAACACACACACACACUUAAAUCAGUGGGCGGUGUCUCCGCUGAGGAGUCAAGUAUGUCUGCAAAAGCAGUGGUCGAGAUGCAGAAAGCAGCCACCGGGGAAUGUGAAUGUCAAUACCUGCGGCACCAUGAACCUUACGGGGGCUGCAUCCUUAGACACAAGGCCUGACGCGGACAUUUCAACGAAUCACCUGAACACGUCUCAUCACAUGACUGUAGCCAUGCCUGACCACGAGAAGAGGUUUACCUGCGGGCUGUGUGGGAAGAGACUGCUGUCCGAGCAGACCCUGAAAUCCCACCAGAAGAUCCACACGGGCUACGCGCCUCACCAGUGCAACCAGUGCGGCAAACGGUUCUCAAGGCUGGAGAACCUCAAGGUGCAUCAGAACAUACACACGGGACUCAAGCCGUACACCUGCAAGUUCUGCUUCAAGAAGUUCAACGCGCCGAGCAACUUUAACCGUCACAAACGCGCUUGUCUGAAGAGAAAGUUAACCCAGUUCAGUUCGCAAUAGUCUUUGUUUGUUUGUUUGUUCGUUUGUUUGUUUGUUUGUAUGUGUUAGACUCAGGUGUUGUGUGAGCGUGUGUGUCUGUGGGGUACUGUGUAAAAGUAACUGUAGCAGACAGAUAUGACAUCUCUUUUGUAUCCACUUUCUCAAACUAAACAUCACCUGUUCUACAAAUCUGCCUUCAUAAUUCAUUGUCAUGUUAAAGCAACACUUUUUCAUUCAUACAA
This is a messenger RNA of Engraulis encrasicolus (European anchovy), 1776 nucleotides long. RefSeq names its product zinc finger protein 112-like. Lineage: Eukaryota; Metazoa; Chordata; Actinopteri; Clupeiformes; Engraulidae. The coding region runs from base 65 to 1555 and encodes 496 amino acids. The transcript is spliced from 4 exons. Gene Ontology annotation, biological process: regulation of transcription by RNA polymerase II. The record is from RefSeq and is a predicted model, not a curated record. Gene Ontology annotation, molecular function: RNA polymerase II cis-regulatory region sequence-specific DNA binding; DNA-binding transcription factor activity.